This is a messenger RNA of Nezara viridula (southern green stink bug), 942 nucleotides long. The record is from the annotation of a GenBank genome assembly. NCBI's taxonomy places the organism in Eukaryota, Metazoa, Arthropoda, Insecta, Hemiptera, Pentatomidae.
UUUUGUUCAUGUAGCCUCCUCAUGCCACAUCUUCAUAAAGUUUUUAUGUGUAAUAUUUAGUUGUAGUUUAGUUUUUUUCUACCAUGCAUUUCAUUGUAAAUAUAUUUCUUCUGUUAGUUUGUGCUAGUUUUUCCACAGCAUAUUUCGUGACAGUUGAUGCUCAUUCUGAAGAAUGUUUCUUUGAAAAAGUAGAACAAGGUACUAAGCUUGGUUUAAUGUUUGAGAUAUCUGAAGGAGGUUUCUUGGACAUAGAUGUCAAAAUUAUUGGUCCAGAUGAUAGCAUAAUUCAUCAAGGUGCUAGAGAAACUAGUGGAAAAUAUACUUUUUCAGCUCAUGCAUCUGGUGUGUACACAUACUGUUUCAGCAAUCAAAUGUCUACUAUGACACCAAAAGUUGUCAUGUUCAACAUGGAGGUUGGUGAAGCUCCGUCAAGCGAUAAUAAAAAUGAUGCUGAUCACAACAAGAUGGAGCAAAUGAUAAAAGACUUAUCUGCUGCAUUAACUGGUGUUAAACAUGAACAAGAAUAUAUGAGUGUACGUGAUCGUAUUCAUCAUGGUAUAAAUGAGGCAACUAACAGUAGAGUUGUAACCUGGUCUAUUUUUGAAGCAGUUGUUCUUAUUACAAUGACUGUUGGGCAAGUUUAUUAUCUAAAGCGAUUUUUUGAAGUUAGAAGAGUGGUGUAGUUAAGUGGUUAUGUACAGUAUUUAUUUCACCGCUAAUUUUAAGUGUACAGUUAAUAUAAAUCGUAAUGAAAGCGACUCGGCAAAAGCCAUGCAAGGACUGGUAAAUCUUAUCGGGAAUUACAUGUAUUGACUAUAACUUUUGUACAUUUUUCAUUACAAAUUAAAUCUCAAAUAAAAUUUUAAGUGUCAAUAUUAUUGUAGUAAAAUCUCAUUUGAUAUUUUGGUUUCAUGUUUUAUAAUAAAUGGUGAACUACAUCAG